Molecule: messenger RNA, 3652 nt
Organism: Alosa alosa (allis shad)
Lineage: Eukaryota; Metazoa; Chordata; Actinopteri; Clupeiformes; Clupeidae
Gene: tp53inp1
Product: tumor protein p53 inducible nuclear protein 1
Exons: 4
Coding region: 366-1283 (305 amino acids)
Biological process (GO): autophagosome assembly; positive regulation of DNA-templated transcription
Cellular component (GO): autophagosome; nucleus
Source: RefSeq, a predicted model, not a curated record
CCACAACAAUAACAACAAAGGGUGUAGUUGAGACCUAGACGGAGCUAGUGAAAAGAACGACGUUGCUCCGAAUUCAGGGUCCAGAAACGUUAAUUUCUUCUGCGAAGAAAAGCAAAUAUAUUUUUAUACCUUGAAGAAAAUAUCUACCUCAGAGUGCAGUUUUGUAUGUCAAGAUAUUUUUUUUUGCUGUUUACAGUUUUCUUCCUGCCGCCGCCGCAGGCCUUUCUAUAUUUUGUGUUUGUUUUGCACACUUUGGGAAACUAUGAGUGACAUUCAGAGUGCCCUCCUUGUCAGAUGAGCACCUCGCCCCUCAUGCCCGUCCGCACCUUCCGGGAAACUUCUCCAAGCAGCGGCUCCCGCAGCUGAUGACCAAAGCACCCCACCCUCUCCCGCCGCCCGCCGCAGGUCUGACCUGCCCAGCGCAGCCCCCGAUCCCCAGGUCCACAGCCGACGCUACCGCCACCAUGUUCCAGAGGUUCACCAGCAUCCUGUUCGGAGACUCCGUGGAGGAUAUCCGAGGAGGCAUGGCUCAGCCAGGCUUCGAUGAGAAAGAGGAUGACGAUGAGUGGAUCUUAGUGAAUUGUCUGGCUGAGGCCUAUGCAGGCUCCUGUGGGGACGGCCUGGUGGAGGUUAGCCCUGAGGACCUGGCUGACCUGGAGGCCCCCUCUCCUGAACGUCCGCUUCGCUCCUACUCCUGCUCCUCGCUGGACUCGGCCGCUGACACCGACCUUGACCCAGAGGAUGGUGGUUUCUUGCGGCUGGAUGCGGCAGGCGAAGACGAGGAGGAGGAGGAGGACGUUGACGAAGGAGAGGAUGGGGAGUUUAAGGGCUGCGCAUUGGAGGAGAGCUGGUUCAUCACCCCACCGCCGUGCUUCACCGCGGGGGGGCGCACUCCUGUCCUGCUGGAGACCAGUCCCCUGGAGAACCUACUGAUCGAGCACCCGAGCAUGUCCGUCUACGCUGUCCACAACCCUCGCCAUGCCAGCCGACCCCUGGUAAAGGAGAACUCUCAUCAUGAGCCAUCCCUGCACAGGACGGAGGUCCAGCGCCGGCCAAGCCACUCUACUGGCUGCUAUGCAGCUGCCCUGGCCGCCCACGCCAGCCUUCUGGCGCAGGUCAAACAUGGCCGCCUUGCUCAGCGUGUCCGGGACAACGUGGAGCGCCAGAGCCUCUCCCGAAACGCCCUGCGCCGCCUCAACAUGCUCCGUGAGGGCCGGGCCCGUCACGCCAAGUCCACUACUGGGCUUGUCCAUCAGCCUGGUCAGAGGCACUUCAACUACUGAAGCCGCCCCUUUCACCCCCCUUCCCAUCACCUGCCCUCCUUCUGCCCCAACAAUCAGCUGUCCAAACCACCCCACCACCACCUCCAUGGCCAGGAAUAUGUCUUUCACAAAGAUGUAAUAAUGGAGUACUUUGCAAAUCAGAGCCUUUAUACCGUAGGUCACUUUAUUAAUAGCAGGUUUGCUCGCAACUGGAUAGAUAGUUUUGAGGUUUGUCAGAGAAGAGCAACACCAAUCCCACUCCACUUUUCUCUGCUUUGAGCUGUGUGUGGAAACAAACAACUCUUUGUGUGUGUCUGUGUGUGAGUAUGUGUGUGUGUGUCAAAAACAUGGAGCUGCCAUGUUUGAUGCUAGUGUUGAGAAGAACGUGUGAUUUGUUGGUUAGUGCCAGAGCAGACAAGCAGAUGGGAAUUUUGCCUUCAUAAUAAGCCUCAACUGGUGCUCUACUACCAAGAGCCAGGUGAACAUCUUAUCGUCCCUGGCCAUGAAGAACAGUUACCACACAAAAUGGCAGUGUAGAUUCUCAGUGUCGUUUCAAAGCCAUAAUAACUUCUUCAGGCUAGUAACACAGUCUGUCUUGGGUAGAGCAAACUUUGCUGUGAUUUAUAUAGAUUAGUACUUACACUUUUAUUUUGUGAAUUGAAAAAAAGAAAACGUAUAGUUCAAUAAUGGGUGUUUCACUAACAGCCUCGUUUGAAUAGUAGACAAAUAAUGUAAAAUAUAUAUAAAAUGGAAAAAAAAUUCCAAAAAUAUUUUUUGAAAGGAAAAAAAAGAUGGCUUAUAUAUUACAUAUCAGUAUGAAUUUGUGUAUGCGCGUAUGUUAUUCUGUGUAUGUAUGUAAACCACAGUUUGUUUUAGUUUUUAUCUCUAAAUUAUGUGGUUCAUUGUAUGGUUGUGUAGUUCUAGAUUCCAGAAUGAUGAAAAACGUUGAAAAAAAAAACUUUUUGAAUAUUGUAUCUUUCUUGUAACUUGUAAAUCUGCAGUACACUUCUCAGGGUCAGGACUCUUCACCUUUUACUAAAAUGCAGAUUACUUGAUGGAUGUUAAUUGUCUUGUACAUACUGGAAAACCUCUUAAAAUUAUCAAAUGUGGACAAUGCCUUGUGAGAUGUUUGUAAUCCGUGGAACUUCUUAAAGGAGAAAAAAGGUGUUUUUCAUUGAAGCAGAAAAGAAGUUAAAUGCUUGCUUGAGGACUGUGAAAAUUAUCUUUUUUUUUUCUCCUCAAUUGACUGUUAAAACGUAUGAAGAUGGAGUGAAAUUGUUAUUUUUACAGUACAGUGAUCUUUCCAUAGUUUUAUGUGUGUCUGAUUUGGUUUCAUAAUCUUAAUACUAUCCUUACCCAAUAGAAGUGUACCAGUUCUCAGAGCAGCAGUCUUUCCUACUGUUAUCUGUUGUUAUUCCUUACUGCCUUAUGAAUAUCCCUUAUCAUAUGUGGAGAUCAGAGGGCCAUGAUUGUUCUGCCCAGACUGAAUUCUGUUGAAGGAAAGGGCAGUCGGGAAUGACUAUGGACACCAUGCACCUUCCAGAUUCACUUGUUGUUUUUUGUUGCUCUUAGAUCCAGUGCAAAGGACUAUUGAGUGCUCACUAUUGUUUGGUUGUUACUUCCUAUGCUCUUCUUUUUCAAUCAGUUGGUGGCAUACACAAGACACUAUGUUAUAUAGCUCUUUAGGACAGUUGUCUUUGUGUAUGUGGCUGUGUGUGAUGUUGUAGUAUGACUGUGUAUGCUGUUUCCGAUUCUUAUUUGUUACUCAGUUCAAAAGACGAAGGGAACGGGAGCUGUGCGAAUUGUCUCCAUUUUCCACGAAUAUGCUGGACAAGCCCCCCACCCCAUCUUCUCUCAAUUUUGCAUAUGUUUAUCACAGGGAUUCUAUUAUUUUUUUGCCUUGAAUUGUGUUGAUCACGUGCCUUCCAGGUUAAAACAUUAUGACAAUGCAUUUACAGAGAACUUGAAAAGUCCAGUAAGGACAAAACCAUAAACAAAAAGCGAAUUUCUAUGCACAGGGGUUAGAAUGACUCUGUGAACCACUUGCUCUGUACACCUUUUAUACACAAAAUGUAGCAGACCUCUUUUGUUUAAUGUGUGAAGUGUAUUUUCUGUGGCAUUUGUUUUCAUUGCGUGUUUAGACUGUGCUUUCAAUUGAUUUUUAUAGUUUACUGGAAUUAUACAGCACUUUGCCAAAAGUAUAGGGUUUAGUAUCACAUUUAUUUAUCUGUAUUUGUUCUUAUUUUGAACCAUUACUAAUGUCAUUGACUGUUUGUAUUUUCAUUUUAAUUUGCAGAUGCAAUUAUGUAGCCUGAUCUGUUUCACUGAAAUGCAUUAUUUGGUAAAACCAUGUAAGCUACCAGUCUUCAAUAAAACGUUUCAUUAUACAA